Lachancea sp. 'fantastica' is the source of this 2247-nucleotide messenger RNA. The record is from the annotation of a GenBank genome assembly. NCBI's taxonomy places the organism in Eukaryota, Fungi, Ascomycota, Saccharomycetes, Saccharomycetales, Saccharomycetaceae.
AUGAAGGGUCUUUGCAUCGCGGCUUUUCUGUUCAAUUGCAUCCAUGUUUGUUGCUUACAACAAGACAAAUGGGCUAUUAUAGCUAAGAACCUGGCACUCCUGCCAAAGCAUGAAGAGUGUCUGAUCGACUCUGCACAAGAUUGGGAUCCCUACCAAGGGGGAAUAAAUAUAACUUUACCCAUUGAUUAUUACGAAGAGGAGCAGGAGCAUAUUUGGGCUGCUUUCAUUGCGUCAGAGAGCCACAGCAACAGAUUGAUGUUUUCAGACCUUGUGCAGUCAAGCGAAACGUUCAACAACACAGAAGCAACCUACACUCUGUCUCAAAUCCUAUUGCAGCAGCAGUAUGGUGUUCCUCAAAGCAAGUCUUUGGCGUUCUACUUUUUGCAAAAGUUCAACAACCUCACUGACUAUGCCAAUGCCUCAGCCGUUUUCGAAGAGGGCGUAAUGCAUACCACAGGACUCUUUGGCACUAUCCCAGUCAACAUUCCCCAGGGGCUAAUACUGUAUGAAAAGGCAGCUGCGUUGGGGGACCCUAGGGCAAUAAUGGCAUUGGCUUACCGAUAUUACAAAGGUAUAAAUGUUCCUCAAGAUGAUGAAAGGGCUCUUAUACUGUACAGAGGGCUGGCUUCAGACCUGCGUGAAAGCUACACUGAUCUAGAGUGGGAGAUCUUCCAUCCUUACGUGGAGUCCUAUUAUGUUCGUAUCCCGGACUUCACAGGCGGUCUUCUGGGCAGCGAUCUAAGCCGUAAACCUUCUACCGUGACAAGGUUACGGGCAAACAGGCCCGAUAUUACAACCCCCGGGUACUCAAUUCUCAAUGGGCAGGGUGCUCGGCCUGGACCCGGGUAUCACUAUUACAAGGAGGAUGACGACGACAGCGCAAGACUCAUGGAACUAUAUUACACCGCUUUGGAUAAUUACAUGGGUACAUAUACCCAAAGACGCAAUCUCGAUGCUGCUGUACAGACAUUAAACUCCACUAUCCAAGAGUUUUCUCCUCAGAUCAAAAACAUGGACACUCUACAAAAAUUUUACUACGGCAGAUGCUUAGAGUUAUUGGGUCAUAUGCUUUUUACUGGGCAGGGAUUCCCAACUCGAGAUUUAGAUGCGGCCGAAUCAAUUCUUCUCGAUGCUGUGUCCAUGCCAACCUCCUUUGCGUCACUUGCUCAUCUAGAUCUUGGCACAAUAGAGCACUACUUUCAUAAGAACGCGACAGCAGCGCUUCAACACUAUGAAAAUAGCAGACGUGGUGAAAGUGCAUUUCAAUUACAUCAGCUGUUUAAGUCAGGCUUGCUGUCUAAAAAAAAAAACAUGCCCAUGUUCUCACUUAAAGAUGCUGUAAGAAUGGGACAGCGGCAAGCGUUUUAUGAGUUGGCCCUUGAGACUGAAGAAUCUGCUGCCGAUGGGAGGAGCACACUUGUUCAACAGUUCAAAAGAUUUGUUGAGUCACAGGAGCAACAGGUCGCACCUCAUAUGAAGGACGCAUUCUUAUCACUCCUUAGAGGUGAGACAGAGGCGGCUUUGUGGUUGUAUGCACUGGCAGCGGAACAGGGAAUCGGGAUAGCACAAAUAAACGCAGCCUUCAUACUCCAUCAGCCUCCCUACAGUCUAGACGAGCCGCCUAUAUCUCCAGUAGAGCGUAAGCACUGGGCAGCACGGUACUAUUCCCUAGCGUCUCUGGGAAAUACAAAGGAUGCACUCAUUGUUGCAGGCGACAUUUAUUUCCAAUUAGGUGACUACGAGCGGUCAGCAGCGUUUUAUGAAAGCGACACUUAUUCUCCUUUGGGUCGUUGGAAUUUGGGAUACAUGCAUGAGUAUGGGCUAGGUGUGGAACAGGAUUUCCGGCUAGCGAAGAAAUACUAUGGAAAGGCUUUGGAAUUCAAUCCAGAACUUGUCUUGGGGGUCAAGCUCUCCAUCUUGAAGCUGCAACUAAAAUCUUGGUUUGCAUGGCUCACAAGAUCAGCAGAAAGGUUUGGAUGGCUAGUGAGCGCGGAGACCACCUCUAAGAGAACAGCCAAUGAAGCCCUACACUCACGAUUGAUCAAAAAGCUCUGUAAAACUCGUUACGAAAAAGCUGAUCCGACCAUUAUCACUCCGAACUAUUAUGGACUGCCUACUUUGAAAGAUGCUGUUCUGAUAAUUGGUUUGUUUGCAAUCUUCUUGAUUAUACAAUUCGCCAGGCUGGCUCGGGGCUUGUUGGCACGUCGUCGCAGAAACCAAUUUGGAGGUAUAAACUUUCCUCUAUGA